UUUUCUUUUUUUUUUCAUUUAGGAGAAGUAAACAUACAGUUAUAGCAUACAAAGAUGCAGUUUUUGUUUUCGGUGGAGAUAAUGGGAAACAUAUGUUAAAUGAUUUAUUAAGAUUUGAUGUAAAAGACAAUUCUUGGGGGCGGGCAUUCACCACAGGGGUUCCACCAGCUCCUCGAUAUCAUCACUCAGCAGUUAUUCAUGAAAACAGCAUGUUUGUAUUUGGUGGUUAUACUGGUGAUAUACAUUCAAAUUCAAAUUUGACAAAUAAAAAUGAUUUAUUUGAAUACAAAUUUACUUCUGGCCAAUGGGUUGAAUGGAAGUUUGAAGGAAAGCGUCCAGUUCCUAGAUCUGCACAUGGAGCUGCAGUGUAUGAUGGAAAACUAUGGAUAUUUGCUGGCUAUGAUGGAAAUGCUAGAUUAAAUGAUAUGUGGACGAUAUCUUUACUUGGUGAUUCAAAAGUCUGGGAAGAAGUUCCUCAGUCUGGUGACUGUCCUCCAACUUGUUGCAAUUUUCCAGUAGCUGUUGCCAGAGAUAGUAUGUUUGUAUUUUCAGGGCAAAGUGGUGCAAAAAUUACGAAUAGUCUCUUUCAGUUUCAUUUUAAAGAGCGAUACUGGACUAGGAUCUCAACAGAACACAUAUUACGUGGAGCACCUCCUCCACCUACAAGACGAUACGGCCACACUAUGGUAGCGUUUGAUCGUCAUUUAUAUGUCUUUGGAGGAGCUGCAGACAGUACUUUGCCUAAUGAUUUACACUGUUUUGAUUUGGAUUCUCAGACAUGGUCAGUUAUACAACCAUCUGCUGAUAGUGAGAUACCAUCUGGCCGAUUGUUUCAUGCUGCUGCUGUUAUAGGAGAUGCCAUGUAUAUAUUUGGGGGAACUAUUGAUAACAAUGUGCGCAGUGGUGAAAUUUAUAGAUUUCAGUUUUCAUGCUAUCCUAAGUGUACUCUGCAUGAAGAUUUUGGCAGACUUUUGGAAAGUCAGCAAUUUUGUGAUGUUGAAUUUCUUGUUGGGAUGGAAGAAAAGUCUAUUCCAGCACAUAUUGCUUUUGUAUCCGCUAGAUCCCAAUGGCUGCGUAGCAAAAUUAGGCAUUCUAGAGAAAAACAAAGAGAGAAGCUUCUGCAAAAUAAUUCUGAAAGAGAGAAAAAUUAUGUUCCUGUUUUGCAAGUCAAAUUGAAGGAUGCAGUACCUGAGGCUUUUGAACUUGUGCUAACCUACAUCUAUACUGAUCGAAUUGAUCCUACUAAGAAAAGUGCUGAUCCAAUGAGUACUAAGGUUGUUUUACUUAUGAUGGAUGUAUACAGACUUGCUGUGCAAUUUCAUAUGCGACGACUUGAACAACUUUGUGUGCAAUAUCUAGAAGCGGCUAUUAAUCAUAGGAACGUUUUAGUUGCAUUACAGAAUGCUUCAGAUUUAAAACUUGAUUUCAUAAAGGAAUUCUGCUUGAAGUUCAUUGUUAAAGAAAAUAACUAUAACAAGAUUGUUAUGAGUAAAGAGUUUGAAACUAUAGCACAGCCAUUAAUGGUCGAAAUUAUCAGGCGGCGACAAAUGCCAGCUGUACGAUCUCUGCUGGAACCACAUUUUGAUUCUGCUGGAACAACAUUAGAGCAAGAUAUGGAGCAAUAUUUAAUGUCUACUGGAAAAGAAUUCUGUGAUAUCAUCCUAAUGCUUGAUAAUCAUCCAAUUCCAGCUCACAAAGCUAUUUUAGCUGGUCGUUGUAGUUACUUUGAAGCAAUGUUUCGUUCCUUCAUGCCAGAUAAUAAUAUGGUCACUAUAACUAUCGGAGAAACGAUUCCUUCCCUCCAGUCUUUCAGUACACUGCUACGCUAUAUUUACUAUGGAGAAGUUAACAUGCCUCCAGAAGACUCUCUAUAUUUAUUUUCAGCACCUUAUUUUUAUGGUUUUACAAAUAACAGAUUGCAGGCAUUUUGCAAACAAAAUCUAGAAAUGAAUGUAACCUUUGAAAAUGUAAUACAGAUUUUAGAAGCUGCUGAUAAAAUACAAGCUUUUGAUAUGAAGAAGCAUGCACUGAAUAUGAUAGUUCAUCAUUUUUCUAAGGUUGCAAGGCUUCCUCGCUUUCGUUUGCUCAGCAGGCCUCUCCUUUUGGAUAUAUUGGAUUCUUUGGCUGAUGAAAUGAGUGAUUCUAAACUCUGUCAAGAUAUGUCAUCUAUAAGUUUAUGUGCUGAUGGAGUGUAAAAAUUAAUAGGUUUCAAAAGAAUAAUAAUUGGUGAUAUUAUGAAUAAUAAAUAUUAAAAAUAUAGACAAAUGAGUAAGUUUUAUGCAAUAUGAAAAUAUUUGAAUGUAGAUCUGAAGGCUAAAUACAUUAUUUUCUAUUAUAAAUAUUUUAUCUCUUUAAUGCAUUAAUUAUAUGCAUUUUUAGCACCCUUUUUUUUUUCCUUGUUUUCAAUUUAUAAAGUGAAAAGGAGAAAUUUUCAAGCACACCUUUUAAAUAAUUUUUUUCCUUUUGCUUAUAAUAAAAAUUUAAAAUGAAAUAUAUAUUUUUAAUUGCAUAUUCGUGUGGCAGUUCUUUUGGUUGUGAAUUUUAUUUGAAAUAUAAACUUCCCUUUCUAGAGUUCCUUUGCAUUUUAUGCAUAACAGGAUAUUUAUUAAUUUUUUACUAGGAUAAUUAAAUUGUCUGGUAAUUCUCUAAAAAAUUAUAAUACUCAAUUUUUUGUAUACCUUGCAUAUUCCUUUGAAAAUAAAUUUUUUUUUAAAUUUAAACAAUUAAAAUUAAACAUUCUUUUUUGAGCAGAAUAGCCUGAAAAAUUUCUCCUGAGAAUAUCUUCUUAAAAAAUUAAUCCUCUUCUAUUCAUUUUUAUACCAUUAUCUUUUUAAAGAUUGUUAUUAUUUGAAUUUCUAUAACUGACUAUUAAUCUUUCAUUUUAGUGUAAAUUUAAUUUAUUCAUAUUGUUUAUACUAUUUAAGAGAGAAAGCAAAGUAUGCCUUCAUUAAUCACUUUUCAUUUUGCUCUUAAUUUUUAUUUCACAUUAGUGAAAUGUGUUUAAAUUUUGUCAAAUUUUUCAUUCAGUUGUCAUUGUAGUUUAUGUUUUGCACAAAAAAACUUUUUCAUAUUCUGAGUAAGAUAUUUAAAAAAAAAAUAAUUACAUCUCAUAUUUAAAUUUGUGUAUAUUUCUUUUUGUUUCAUUUUAUCUUCAUCUACUGUAGUUUAUGAAGUGUAAGAAUAUAUAAGGAGCCAAAUAUUGUACCAAAUAUUACAAUUUGUAGUACCAAAUAUUAUAGCAAGACCUUUUCCGUAUUAUCACCGUUUCCGUUCUUUUCCGUAAGGGGGGUUCUUCACAUUAUUUCAUCAUUGGUCAAGGAUGUUUAAAAAGCCUAUUGUAAGGUAUAAAAUAAAUUUAUAAAAAUUUAAAAAUUAUGGUAUGUCAUAAAUUGCAUAGCAUUGAUAAAUCAGCUGCAUUUAGUGGAAGGUCUGAAUACCACACUAACCAAUUAUUUGCCAAAUAUAACGGUUCCUAAAUUAUGCUACUGGAAAAUAAAACUCUAACCAGAUAAAUAGAAUGCAGAAUUUAACCUUGCAUUUUGAAAUAUAAGUUUGUAGUCACGUGAGUAAUUUUCUGAAAUCACAAAAAGUAUAUUUUAUUUUACUUAAAAUUACAUAGUUAAAAUAAUUUUAU
Stegodyphus dumicola is the source of this 3634-nucleotide messenger RNA. RefSeq names its product Leucine zipper like transcription regulator 1 (gene Lztr1). Gene Ontology annotation, molecular function: protein binding. Gene Ontology annotation, cellular component: Golgi apparatus. NCBI's taxonomy places the organism in Eukaryota, Metazoa, Arthropoda, Arachnida, Araneae, Eresidae. The record is from RefSeq and is a predicted model, not a curated record.